AUGAUACCUAUAGAGAUACCGCCAUCAGAUAACACACAUACCAAUGCUCAGGAAGAUAUUGAAAAUGGGAUUACAACGUUAAGCGCAACGGUAACGAAUUUACCUCCACACAAUGAUGCCGGAACGGCGCUUACAGCCAUUAAUGAUCUUAAAUUUUUUUUAGCAACUGCACCUGUGAAUUGGCAAGAAAACCAAAUGAUAAGGAGAUAUUUCCUAAAUAAUGAACUAGGAUUUGUAUCAUGCAUAUGUUGGAACAAACUAUUCUACAUAACGGGGACUGAUAUUGUCAAAGUCUGUCAAUAUAUGAUGCAGAAUUUUGGUAGAGCCAUACUUCAUAAGAAAAAAUUCGAAGAAGGUAUAUUUUCUGACCUAAGAAAUUUAAAAUGUGGAGUUGAUGCUAUAUUGGAACAACCUAAAUCUGAAUUUUUAUCCUUUUUGUUUAAAAAUAUGUGUUUAAAGACUCAAAAGAAACAAAAAGUUUUCUUUUGGUUUAGCGUUCCACACGAGAAACUAUUUUCAGAUGCUUUGGAAAGAGACCUGAAGAGGGAAACAUUAAACCAACAAUGCUGUACAAGGGCAGUUGGCCAACCGGCCAUAUCAUUCCAUUUCAAUUUUAGUUCGUCACAGCCUUUGUUUAAACAACUACAAAAAUUCUUUGAAGACAUUGAAGAAUUACUAGCAUCUGGUAAAACAUUACCUAAUCCUCCUGAAAACCAAAUACAAAUAAGAAACAAUAUUCCAAUGCAACAUCCAAUGGAUGAUCAAUACACAAACAAUGAAUUACAUUCCCACGUAAUUCAGUCAGAUGGGAUUCCUCAACAAAAUAUAAACGAUCAUCACUCCAGAAUUCCAACACCAAUACGAGAAUCAAAUAAGAAUAUCGAUGAUAAUGAGAUUGAGGAAAGAGUUUUGCCUUCUAACAAUAAUAUCACCCAUUCUAUGAUUACUAAUCCUAAUAAUAAACACAGCAGUGAUAUAAUUUAUGACAAUGACACUAAAAAUUCUCAAGCCGUAUAUGAAACUUCUACCAACCCAGACAUUAAAUCACAAAAAAUAGUUGUAGAAAAUAAAGAUUUACUUCAAAAUGAAGGUGAAGCACUACCAGAUACUUAUUCAAAUAAUAAAGGAAAUAAUUUCAUCCAAGAUGUAAGCAGUCACAAGGAUGAAGACUUUCCAUUGGAUUAUUUCCCAGUUUCAAUAGAGUACCCAAAUCAACAACCUAUUCAACAACAAGCACCCCAGAACGAAUACAAUUCUCCUUUACCAAAUUUGAUGUCUCCUAUUGCAAAUAUGACUGCUGCACCAAUUCUAUCUCAUGCUGGCUUUGAGAGUUUCGGUAGUAACAUGAAUUCAAAUGUGGGACCUAUUUUACAGGUGUCAAGUGGGGCUACCAUCAGCGAAGAGGAUUCUAUACCCAAUAAUCUCAAUGGGAGAUACCAAUUACAAGUUGCGCCUAACUCUAAUAUACAAACUGUACGGACUCCUGUCGUCAUGACAAACCGCGAUUUCUAUGAAAGUAACAAAAAAAAAUUACCGACUUCUCCUCGUCCAUCAUACCAAACACAUCAACAUCACACGUCAUUUACAUCAUUUGGAAAUCCUCAAAGAAUAGUAUCUGGUGAUCUUUCGUCGUAUGAGCAACAACAAAAUGAUAGCGGUGAUAGAUCAGCAUACGGAGAACCAUUACUGAAAGCUGUUGAUGAAGUUGAUAGUUCACAGGAUGAGAACCAUCUGUCUAGUGAUGAAAAUGAAGACGAUCAGGAUGAAAUUCAAUAUGAAGUACAGCAUCCUAAUCCACAAUAUGCAUCGGUACCACAGAGAGCUUCAAUGUCGCACACUACACAACCAAUGCCACCACCUCAAGGUGUCUAUGGUAAUCAAAUGUAUUCAGGCUUUUUCUAUCCACUACCUUACAAUUCAGCAUCACAAGAAUUUGUCAAUUAUGAACAACAACAAAACUAUUUCCCCGAGGACUAUUUACCUUACAAGGAUCAACAAGAUGGCCAUCCACAAUAUGGUUCAAUCCAUGAUUUCCAAGCUCAGCAAUAUGGUCAACCUGCAUACCCAUAUCAGACCCCUCAAAUAUCUACUACAAAUACAUCUUGGAACGUCUUACCUCCGGAAGCUUUACAACCUGCAACAAACCCAUCGAAUGUAUUACCAAAAUCUGCUCAGAGAUAUCAAUUUACUCCAAAUCGGAGCACAUCAGGUUCCAAUAUUAAUAUAACUAAUCAACCCAAUCGGGGGCAAAAUGCCUCACCACCACUUGGCUCAAGAGUAAGCUCUACAGUUAUUACUAAACUCCCUGGAAACAAUGGACCUUCUGUACAAGCCUUUACAUCUUCAUCUACAUCAUCUUCAAGACAAAAUCUAGGCAAUAAUACGAAUAACAAUACCAAUAAGGCCCAUGGACAUUCAAGAAGUUUAAGCAGUAAUAAAAUAUCCAAACCAUUGCAUACCAAAGCGAGCAAGUUUCAAAGUAAGUUGAAUAAUACAUUGGCACCAAAGUUAAACAUUGAGAGUGUCGAUGACUAUGAUAAUGAAGAUAUAUCAAACUAG
This is a messenger RNA of Maudiozyma barnettii, 2559 nucleotides long. It is a transcript of the gene STE12, whose product is annotated as homeodomain family transcription factor STE12. The coding region runs from base 1 to 2559 and encodes 852 amino acids. Gene Ontology annotation, cellular component: Ste12p-Dig1p-Dig2p complex; nucleus; Tec1p-Ste12p-Dig1p complex. The record is from RefSeq and is a predicted model, not a curated record. The transcript has a single exon. Lineage: Eukaryota; Fungi; Ascomycota; Saccharomycetes; Saccharomycetales; Saccharomycetaceae. Gene Ontology annotation, biological process: sexual reproduction; regulation of pseudohyphal growth; regulation of DNA-templated transcription. Gene Ontology annotation, molecular function: DNA-binding transcription factor activity.